Molecule: messenger RNA, 552 nt
Organism: Hydatigera taeniaeformis
Lineage: Eukaryota; Metazoa; Platyhelminthes; Cestoda; Cyclophyllidea; Taeniidae
Source: the annotation of a GenBank genome assembly
GAAGAGAAGGAGGAGGAGGAGGAGUCAAAGGAGGAUGAAGAGAAGGAGGAGGAGGAGAAGUCAAAGGAGGAUGAAGAGAAGGAGGAGGAGGAGGAGGAGGAGUCAAAGGAGGAUGAAGAGAAGGAGGAGGAGGAGGAGGAGGAGGAGGAGGAGGAGACAAUUGUAGUGGCAACGCAUAGGAAGCCUAAGUGGAAAGUAGUGAUGAUGCAAACUCUCUCAUUCAAUUGGUUGGUAGAAGCGGUUGUUGAUGUUGGUCUUGUUGUUGUUGUUGUUGGUGGUGCUGUUGUUGUUGUUGUUGUUGAGGAUGAUGAUGAGAGGGUGGUUGUUGAUCCACCUCGCCUGUCUCUCUCCCCUUGCCAACGCGACAGGGCGAAUGGCAUGGGGAUGGAGAAAAUCGAGUUGGUGAGUUGGUUGGCUGGUUUGGAGCGGUCGCCUGGCUGCCUGACUGGCGACUCAAUCGGUUGGGUGGUGUCUCCCCUUCUCCUUGCUGCCACCGCCGUCACCGCUGCCGCAGUCCCAAAUGGGCAGUUCCUCUCUUGCAUCUCAGUUUAA